AUGUUCGCCGCUUCGCAGUGUCUUCGUGCGCCCCACAUCCCCGCUUCACCCCAGCCAAUCCCCGCUUCGUUCUACUCCUUUGCGCCCUCCUUCCCCCCUUCCCCCCUUCCCCCUACCCUGCCUCCCCUCCUCCCCUCCUCCCCUCCUCCCUGCCUCCCGUCCUCCCCACCUCUCCUCCGCCCCUCCUUGCCUCCCUUCCUCCCCUCCUCGCCUCCUUGCUGCCUCCCCUCCUCCCACCUCUUCUCCUCCCCUCCUCCCCACCUCUCCUCCUCCCCUCAUCCCCACCUCUCCCCCUCCCCUCCUCCUUACCUCCCCUUCUCCCCCCCUCCCCACCUCCCCUCCUCACCCCCUCCCCACCUCUCCUCCUCCCCUCCUCCCCACCUCUCGUCAUCCCCUCCUCCCCAUUCCCUGCCUCCCCACGUCCCCACUUCCCCGCCCCCUCGUGCAGGUGGCAGCGGGAGUGUUGAACUCACCGCUCCCCUCCACAUCCCCAGCCUUUCUCUCCCCCACCCCUCCCCUCUCCUGCGCGCACAGGUGGCGGCGGGGGUGUUGGGCCGACUGCUAGACGCGGCUCAGCAGCCGCACUCGCUCUUUGAGGUGGCGGCGGUGGUGACGCAGCCGCCGUCCAGCCGGGGCAGGGGGCGCACUAAAGGACAGCUGCAGCCGACCGCCGUGGGACAGCUGGCAGCAGAGCGCGGCCUGCCAGCCGACCGCAUCCUCUCGCCCGCCACGGCUCGCGAUCCCGCGUUUCUGGAGGCGCUGAAGCACCUGCAGCCAGACGUGUGCGUCACUGCAGCAUAUGGAAACUUCCUCCCGUCUUCCUUCCUCUCCAUCCCGCUCCAAGGCACUGUGAACAUUCACCCCAGCCUGCUCCCCAAGUUCAGAGGAGCGUCGCCUGUGCAGCGAGCUCUGGAGCAAGGGGUGAGGGAGACGGGGGUGACAGUGGCGUACACAGUCUUGCAGAUGGACGCAGGCCCCAUCAUCGCACAGGAGAGGGUGGCUGUGACGGAUGACAUUCAAGCACCCGCACUGCUCAACGACCUCUUCCAUCGAGGCACGCACCUGCUACUGCAGCACCUGCCCUCUGUGCUGGAUGGCUCUGCUGCUGCCUCUGCCACGCCGCAAGACGACUCCCAAGCCACCCACGCCCCCAAGAGUCUGCUUGUGCGUGCAGCAGCAUCUGAUGACAUCACCACACCAUGCACGAGUUCUCUCAUUGCCGUCGUGCAGCCACCCUUCACUGUGUUCCCUCAUGGCGGGUGGCAGCAGAGGCAAGGGUUCCGGUGUUCCCCUCGUUACUGCACCUCGCUGCAUGCCGCACCUUGCACUAAUCCCCUCACUAAUCAUCCUCUCAUGGCAGGUGGCAGCAGAGGAGGGCAUCCUCGACUUCUCUCUGCCCGCCCUCACACUGCACAACAAGGUGCCGCCUUCACAACACAGCACCACAUGCCAUCACAGCACCACAUGCCAUCACAGCGCCACAUGCCAUCACAUGACCACAUGCCAUCACAUCACCACAUGCCAUCACAGCACCACAUGCCAUCACAGUACCACAUGCCAUCACAUCACCACAUGCCAUGCCAUCACCACAUGCCAUCACAGCACCACAUGCCAUCACAGCACCACAUGCCAUCACAGUACCACAUGCCUUCAGCCCCUCGCCCUCUCACCCACUCUCUUCCCUUCCACCCCUCCCCAUUGCUCCAUCUCCGCUCACUCCUCCACCCCUCCCUCUUACCCAAACCUCACAUCCAGGUUCGGGCAUUCGCGCCCUGGCCCGGCACGCGAGCCUCGUUCAUAACCAAGGACGCAGCCACGGGCGACGUGGACAACGUCUCCCUCAAGCUGCUGCGCACCAAGCCCCGCCCCGCCGCCCCCUCCUCCGCCCCGCCUGACCCCGCCGUGGCACCGGAGGAGGUGGAGGAGGUGCGGCUGGCGGGGCAGGCCAUGUUCGUUCCCUGCGACGAUGGUUCUGUGCUCGAGGUGCUGGAGGUGCAGCCAGACAGCAAGCGACCAAUGACAGCCAGGGAGUUCUGGAAUGGUCUGCGCGACCGCAAGCUCUUCCGCCCCGCCUGA
This is a messenger RNA of Closterium sp. Yama58-4, 2076 nucleotides long. The record is from the annotation of a GenBank genome assembly. NCBI's taxonomy places the organism in Eukaryota, Viridiplantae, Streptophyta, Zygnematophyceae, Desmidiales, Closteriaceae.